CUUCCUCGAACCUCUUCGUCAUUUCUUCCUCGCUUUAAUUCUCCUUCUCCCUCUUCCUCUUUCUCGCCGCCUUCCUUGCUUCUUCGUCGGCCUCCUCGAUAAUAUUCUCCACUAUGAAGCUGAGCGUGGAUUCUCUGUUUGUCUCCUUACAGUGCAACUCCAAGAACAAGGAACAGAGGAGGAGGAAGAAGAAGAAGAACAACAACAACAGUAAUCGCUCCACUUCUUUUGCUUCAGUUUCCUCCUCUUCUUCUUCCCAAGACUUCGCCGACCGGGCACCGGCAGCCACGCCCACGUCUGUUCUACUCAGGCCAUCUCGGCCGCCGCCCUUCCUCUCCCUGCGAGACCUCUUCGGCGUCUUCGACCUCGACGGCGACGGGAAGAUCACCCAGCCCGAGCUCGAGGCCUGCCUCCACCGCCUCGUUCUCGAUCCGCCCUCGGCCGACGAGGUCGCCCGCAUGGUCGCCGACGUCGACCGCGACGGCGACGGCUGCAUCAGCCUCGACGAGUUCGCCGCGCUCGAGGCCGCCGGCGGCCUCCGCCUCGCCGGCGGCGGAUCUGAGCUCCGCGACGCCUUCGCCGUCUUCGACGCCGACGGCGACGGGAAGAUCUCGGCGGAGGAGCUGCUCGGCGUGCUCGGGUCGCUCGGGGGCGGCGAGUGCACGCUCGAGGACUGCCGGAGCAUGAUCGGCGGCGUUGACGCCGACGGCGAUGGCUUUGUGGGCUUCGAGGACUUCGUGCGCAUGAUGGACGGCCAGUGACGAGGGAGGGUCGAAAUGGACGGAUCAGUUUUAAUCGAAUUUUCUUUUAUUGGUUUUCUUUGUCAUUAUUCGUCGUCGUGUAAUUUCCGUAAUUAAGCCGCCUCCACGUGGGACGACAUAUACAAUCGGUCAGUAUUUUGAAACGCAAUCAUUGUGGUUUAAUUUAAUGUGAUGGCGGCUAAGCAUAGUGAAAUGCUUAUAAAUUAUGAGUUCGUGUGAUGAUCAUUGUUAAAAA
Molecule: messenger RNA, 996 nt
Organism: Zingiber officinale
Lineage: Eukaryota; Viridiplantae; Streptophyta; Magnoliopsida; Zingiberales; Zingiberaceae
Product: probable calcium-binding protein CML18
Exons: 1
Coding region: 114-761 (215 amino acids)
Molecular function (GO): calcium ion binding
Source: RefSeq, a predicted model, not a curated record